AUGGCCGAGUACUGGAAGUCCGCACCUCGCUUCUGGUGCAAACAAUGCAAGGUCUUCAUCCGCGACACACCCUUCGAAAAGACCCAGCACGAAGCCAGUCCAAAACACCAAAAUAGUCUCAGGCGCUUCCUCCGUGAGAUCCACAGAAACAAUGAGCAACAAGAAAGGGAGUCACAGCGAGCGAAGAGUGAGGUCGAACGAUUGCGACAGGCCGUGGCGGGCGGGUCCUCCAAGACCGGGAACGCCUCUGCGCCUUGGAAGAAGACCGCCGCGCCAGCACCCAUGCCCGCUGAACGACCGGUCGGUGUAGAGGAAAGAAAGAAGCAGAUGGCACAAUUGGCUGAAAUGGGUGUGGCGAUUCCAGAGGAGUAUCGCAGAGACAUGGCUCUGGCUGGUGAAUGGCAGACGCUCUCGGAGACCCAGAUCGACCCGCAGGCGGGACUAGAAGGCGCUGCAAAGUCCAUCGGAGUGCGCAAGCGCAAACAUGAUGGUGAGGAAGAUGAAGAGGAGGAGGGUGGGAAUCCGUCCGAGCAACUUGUGAGCAAAGGGUGGGGCUCGAGGAUGAGGUCCUACCCCGGUGCCCAGGAUGGCGACGACGAGGAUCUGGAUGCUCUAUUUGCAUCCACUAAGGACCUGAAGAGGUCCAAGGUCCCCGUUGCGGACGAUGAAUCAGAGGAGCUAAAAUCUGAAGAACAGAAGUGGGACCUUGCUCUAUCCAUGAAGAAGGAGGAUGAAGCUCUCGAUUCCAAGACCCUGGAGACGGACAGCCUAGCUCAAGUCAAGGCAGAAGAAAUUGGCAAUACACCCGCCACAGUGACCGACGAGAAGCCGAGUGAAGAAGCCCCUGGGCCUAUUUUUAAGAAGCGCAAGGCGAAGGUCAUGAGGAAAUGA
Molecule: messenger RNA, 891 nt
Organism: Penicillium canariense
Lineage: Eukaryota; Fungi; Ascomycota; Eurotiomycetes; Eurotiales; Aspergillaceae
Product: putative formin binding protein
Exons: 2
Coding region: 1-891 (296 amino acids)
Biological process (GO): mRNA splicing, via spliceosome
Cellular component (GO): precatalytic spliceosome
Molecular function (GO): RNA binding; zinc ion binding
Source: RefSeq, a predicted model, not a curated record